Cladocopium goreaui is the source of this 1761-nucleotide messenger RNA. Lineage: Eukaryota; Dinophyceae; Suessiales; Symbiodiniaceae. The record is from the annotation of a GenBank genome assembly.
GAGUCGAGCUUCUCUUCGUGGGCGAGCCAGCCGACGAUGGUCUGCGAACCAAGCUGGCCGUUGCGCUGAUGAGGGCGCUGCAGGAUGGUUCCUUACAACAGCACUUGGACAAGGCCAAGACGGUUCCCCGAAGUCAAGUGCAGGCGCUUCGCCAGGAGGUUGUCCAGCUCAGACGACAACUGAGGACGGCAGAGGUCAGCGGCUCGCCGACGCCAAGCACGCCGUGCAAGGGCGCCUUGAGGACUGGGAUUCCGCAAUCUGACAAGCAGAAGGUCAAUUUUCUGGCCGAUGGAGAGCCUGUUGUGCAGGCUCAGGAGGAUUUCAGGCAGCUGAUGGAAGAGAAGGAAAAACUGGCUGCAGACUUGGCUCGCGCUCAAGCUAAGCUCAAGGAUUAUGAAGAGGAGAGGUCCCGCAGACCGGGACCCCACAGAGAAGCUUUGCCGGAAGCGACAGCUCGCACGGAGCAAAAAACAGAGCAGGCAAUACACCUGAAUGAGCUUGCUGCGAAGGAACCCUUGUUGGCACAAGCCCGGGAGGAAGCCAGGAGAGCGGAAGAAGAACAUGCCGCAGAGAAGGAGCGAUGGAUGAAAGAAAUGGCGGAGUUGGCGCGGCCAUUGGAUCUUCAGGAAGAGGUCAGUGAGGCCAGACAGCUGAGGUCUGCCCUGGAGAUGCGAGAAAAUGUGGCCGCAGAGUUUCGGAAACAGCUUUGGGAGGUUAGGGAAGAGCUUCAAGUGGCGGAAUCGAUGGGCUUUCAGCCAAACAAGGCCUUGGGUCAGGGCUUGAGCGAAAAUGCCAUGGACCGAGCUUUGCGAGAAGAGCAAGACUUGGCCAAGCAUCUUCGCCAGGAGCUUUCAGAGGUUGAGACAGCAGCCAUCACAACAGCAGAGGCAGCGGAGGCUCGCAUUAUUCAGAUCGAAGCCCUGGAUCGCCGGGGAAGGAUGGCCCUUCACAUGGCCGAAACCGCGGCCGAAAAGGAGGCCGCUCUGAAAGACGAUGCCAUCAAAGCUGCUUGUGAGGCUGAAGCCCAAGUGCAAAAUAUGCUGAGAGAAGUGCAACGCAUGCAGCAUGAAGUCUACGAACAAAGCCAGGCCUGUUAUCGUGAGAGUGCUGUGUGUGAUGGGCUACGACGAGCUCUGAUGAAUUCGGUGGAAGAGGAAAUGGCACAAGAGGCCUUACAUGCUGCGACAUCGGCUUCGUCACCAAAAUCGCCCAGAUCCCCACGACCCACUCCUGCUGUGCCAAGUGCACAGGCGCCAAGUUCCAGCAACGACUCACCGCCCUGUCCUCCUCAGCUGGGCCGUGGGCCGAGUGGGACGACUCUGGCGUUUCCGAAGCCAGCGACGCAAGGUCCCUGCGCAAGCUUUGCCAGUCGACUCUCCAACAGGGAGGAUCUGAAGCAUGAUCUCAUGUCUCCCUCAGAAGUGAAAUCCUGGAUGGCCCAGGAUCCCUCAACUAUCUCACAGCCUUCCUUACUCAGUGCUGCAGCGAAGGAGGCUGCGAGUCUGCGAAAGGAAGCUGAACAACUCCGCCAUGAGGUCCGCCACUGGCGAGCCUCGCGACCGCUGCGUGCCGACCCGACGCCACCCGCGGGCGAGAUUCAGACGGCGACUGCUGGCACAGCUCCGCUUCGCAGUGAAGGCUCCAUGAGGUCCGAAGCCAAAGUGCUGAAGAACCGCGAGGCUCCCUCUGCGCAAGUCCCAACUUUGCCGGAGCAACCACCACCUCGACCCCCGUUGGGAUGAUGGCGCAACGCGCUGAGCA